This is a messenger RNA of Pongo pygmaeus (Bornean orangutan), 941 nucleotides long. RefSeq names its product fibroblast growth factor 6 (gene FGF6). Gene Ontology annotation, molecular function: growth factor activity. The transcript has 3 exons. The record is from RefSeq and is a predicted model, not a curated record. Lineage: Eukaryota; Metazoa; Chordata; Mammalia; Primates; Hominidae. The coding region runs from base 246 to 872 and encodes 208 amino acids.
AACUCGGGACGGAGCAAGCGGGUGAGCUAGAGAGCGUCCCCGAGCCAUGGUCUCUACCGGCCACGGCUCAGCUUGGGUCCCUCUGCUCUCAACCCGAGUGCCCGAUGGAGGCUUUGGUUUCAUGUCAGCAGCCUUCAUCUGCCUUCCAAAAAUAAGCCCCUGCCGCCAUGCCGGAGGGAGAAAAACAAGAAGGGCGGUAUUUUUAGGGCCAUUAAUUCUGACCACGUGCCUGAGAGGCAAGGUGGAUGGCCCUGGGACAGAGGCUGUUCAUCACUAUGUCCCGGGGAGCAGGACGUCUGCAGGGCACGCUGUGGGCUCUCGUCUUCCUAGGCAUCCUAGUGGGCAUGGUGGUGCCCUCGCCUGCAGGCACCCGUGCCAACAACACGCUGCUGGACUCGAGGGGCUGGGGCACCCUGCUGUCCAGGUCUCGCGCCGGGCUAGCUGGAGAGAUUGCCGGGGUGAACUGGGAAAGUGGCUAUUUGGUGGGGAUCAAGCGGCAGCGGAGGCUUUACUGCAACGUGGGCAUCGGCUUUCACCUCCAGGUGCUCCCCGACGGCCGGAUCAGCGGGACCCACGAGGAGAACCCCUACAGCCUGCUGGAAAUUUCCACCGUGGAGCGAGGCGUGGUGAGUCUCUUUGGAGUGAGAAGUGCCCUCUUCAUUGCCAUGAACAGUAAAGGAAGAUUGUACGCAACGCCCAGCUUCCAAGAAGAAUGCAAGUUCAGAGAAACCCUCCUGCCCAACAAUUACAACGCCUAUGAGUCAGACUUGUACCGAGGGACCUACAUCGCCCUGAGCAAAUACGGACGGGUAAAGCGGGGCAGCAAGGUGUCCCCGAUCAUGACUGUCACUCAUUUCCUUCCCAGGAUAUAAGGACCCACGAAAGAAGGCUCAGAUUUAAAGCAGCAUCUGUUCUAUUGGAAUUUUGCGCAAGCGAAUAAU